AACAGACAGAAAGACAGGAGAGACUGUGAGGUGCCUUUUGACACUGUUGAAUGUCCAGUCUUUUUGGUGACAAUGACAACUACUGAAGAAUAUUUAUUCCCAUCUAUUCCAGAAUAUACGGACUACGAUGAAACAAAAGAAGACAUGUCCUCACCCUGCGAUGUGGCAGAGACAUGGCAUUUCGCUCGUCUGUUUGCCCCUGUAGCCUACAUUGUGGUCUUCAUCCUGGCUGUAGUGGGUAACGUGCUAGUGUUGUUUGUAAUCCGACGCUAUCGUCAGUCCCACCACAGUCCCUGCGCCUACUCUCUGACCGACACAUUCCUGCUCCACCUGGCAAUCUCUGACCUUCUGCUAGCCUUGACGCUGCCCUUCUUUGCAAGCCAGUGGAUCAGCGGGUGGGUGUUCACCGUAGGCAUAUGUAAGGUCGCAGGUGCACUUUUUUCACUGAAUGUCUACUGCGGCGUGCUUUUCCUUGCCUGCAUCAGUUUUGAUCGCUACUUGGCCAUAGUCCAUGCUGUCCAUACCAGCUGGAGGAACAAUACAUGCCUGGCUCAGUUCGCCUGUGCAAUGAUCUGGAUCUGCUGCAUUGGUCUUUCUGCCAUCGACAUCCAUUUCCGAAAUGUUGGGGUGCUACAUGGCUAUGAUAAGAACGUGUGCUUUUUAGACUUCAAGAGUGAGAGUUUUGAACAAUGGCAGCUUGGCAUGCAGCUCAUCAGCCUGCUGCUAGGAUUUGGCCUCCCACUACUGGUAAUGCUCUACUGCUACUUACGCAUUUUCCAUGCACUGUGUCACAAAAGCACACGCAGGCAGAAGCAACGCUCCCUCAGGCUCAUCAUCUCCCUAGUGGCUGUGUUCGUGUUUUGCUGGGCACCAUACAACAUCUUCAAGAUGGUUGACAGCCUGGUAAUGCUGAAAAUAAUCAGCCCCAGCUGCACACUGAAUUAUGUGCUUGAUAUCAGCAUCCUGGUGACCCAAACCCUAGGACUGGCUCACACCGCCCUCAACCCACUGCUAUAUGGCUUUGUGGGUGUCAAGUUUCGUCAUGAACUUUUCCAGAUGUUCAAGACAACUCUGGGUUCGACUAGGUGCCUCAGAACGACCAAAUUCGUGCAGGGUCAAGGAAUGAGUCGCAAGCCACCAGGUUCCUUCAGCUCUGUGGAGAGCGAGAACACCUCCUACUUCUCAGUUGUGGCAUAAGUAAAGUGAUUAACUGGGUUUUUAAAUUUUUUUUUUAUUUCAUUGAAGAAAAAAUGUACAUAUUGUUUGUAAAACAAAUCUUAUUUUCAUAUAUUGUAUUUUUUGCUAUAUAAACAAUUUCAGCAUUUUCCACAUUUAUAACAGAUUAAUUAAGUUUUCUUCCUUCUUUUAUUAAUGUUUAAAUUAAGAAGGAUAUAUUUCAUGCUUUAUUGAUAGUUGAAUAUGCGUAAAUGCCACUGCUAAAAAUUUCUUAAGCAAGAAGUGAAACUAUUUUCAGACACUCAUUUUUAAUUUUAUGUCUUCUUUUUUUCCCCAAACCUUGUUUCCAAGUAUCUUAUCAAGAAUCACGAAACUUAAUCAUCAGUUUGUUCUUGUUUUUCUUUAAAAGGUGCUAUACAUUCUACUAGUGUAACCAAACCAAAAGCUCAUUAAAAACAUACUAUUUUAGUAUUUUGUUUUGGGUGAUAGAUUCCCAUAUAUUAUGUGUAUUAAUGCAGCAGCUGAAGUGGGUUUGAAAUAUGGGUGCUAAUGGCAGAUCCCUUUCAAUUUUUAAUUUUUUAAUUUUUUGAAAUUUUAAAUAAAUAAAUAACCAACCAACCAA
Messenger RNA from Neoarius graeffei (lesser salmon catfish), 1798 nucleotides. It is a transcript of the gene cxcr3.2, whose product is annotated as chemokine (C-X-C motif) receptor 3, tandem duplicate 2. The transcript has 2 exons. Gene Ontology annotation, cellular component: membrane. Bases 73 to 1197 code for a protein of 374 amino acids. The record is from RefSeq and is a predicted model, not a curated record. NCBI's taxonomy places the organism in Eukaryota, Metazoa, Chordata, Actinopteri, Siluriformes, Ariidae. Gene Ontology annotation, biological process: immune response; chemotaxis; G protein-coupled receptor signaling pathway. Gene Ontology annotation, molecular function: chemokine receptor activity.